AUGUCAGUAAAGAUGAUGAUUGGAAAAUUGGUUAUUCUCAUCUUGAUAUUUAUUUGUUUGGGAAGUUUGGUUCAUGUCAAUUCCGAGACGAAUGAUAAUUUAGCAGUUUAUUUGUUGGGAUUGGCAGAUCAAUCAGUUCUUGCUGGACAAGUCAGAGAUGCCAAUAAUUAUUAUAGAAAGGCUGCUGAUUUAUGUUCAACAAGUAGUUUGGCUAUGGCUGUGGCCACACAUGCUGAUGCAUCUGCAAUGGAAGUGAUGAAUUUAAAUUCAUAUUUGGAAUCAAUUAAUUAUGCCUAUUUGAGCGCUAUUAAAUUGGCUGAUUCUACACCAUUGAGUUUGGCUGUGGCUACCAACGCUGAUGCUACUGGAAGCAAGGAUGGAAAUCCACUCCUCUAUCAAUAUGUUGUGUUGAAAUCUUUUGAAAAAUCAAUUUAUUUGGCAGAUUCAACUUCCAUGGCUAUGGCAGUGGCCACAACAGCAGAUGCCAUGUCCACCAAGAAUGGAAAUCCAAACAUUUUAUACCAAACUGUUGAGAAUGCCUAUUUGAGGGCCUUGGAGUUGAGUGAUAUGACUGCUUUAUCACUUUCUGUUGCUGCCAACGCCAAUGGAGUUGGAAUUAAAAACUCAAAUCCAAGUCAAUAUGAUCAUGUCAUUGAAAUGUCUCUUGAGAAAGCAAUCAAGCAAAGUCAGGUAAUAUCUGAAAUCAAACAAGUUAUUUAUGAUGCUUCAAUGUAUGGAAGAUUCCCAUCUAUUAUUUCCAAGGCAAUGACCAAGUUGAGAGAAUUAUCUCAAUAAAUUUGUGUUUGGAAAUUUUAC
Naegleria gruberi is the source of this 816-nucleotide messenger RNA. RefSeq lists its product as uncharacterized. The transcript has a single exon. The coding region runs from base 1 to 795 and encodes 264 amino acids. The record is from RefSeq and is a predicted model, not a curated record. NCBI's taxonomy places the organism in Eukaryota, Heterolobosea, Eutetramitea, Acrasida, Naegleriidae.